GCGGCGGCAGCUCCACUCGUCAGGAGCCGCCACCAUGACGGACCGUUCCACCUUCGACACCAAUGUCAUCACCAUGACCCGCUUCGUGAUGGAAGAGGGCAGGCGGGCGAAAGGCACUGGGGAGUUCACGCAGCUCCUCAACUCCCUCUGCACAGCCAUCAAAGCUAUCUCUACCGCCGUCCGUAAAGCGGGCAUCGCCAACCUCUAUGGAAUCGCAGGGUCUACCAAUGUGACAGGAGAUCAGGUAAAGAAGCUGGAUAUCCUUUCCAAUGACCUGGUGAUUAACAUGCUCAAGUCGUCCUUCAGUACAUGUGUUAUCGUGUCAGAAGAAAACAAAGAUGCUGUGAUAGUGGACGCUGAUAAAAGGGGUAAAUACAUAAUCUGCAUAGACCCUCUAGAUGGCUCUUCAAACAUUGACUGUCUUGUUUCCAUUGGGACCAUUUUUGCCAUCUAUAAAAAGGUGUCCCCCAAUGAACCUUCUGGGAAAGAUGCUUUACAGCCUGGGCGUAAUCUUGUGGCUGCUGGUUAUGCUCUCUAUGGGAGUGCCACAAUGCUGGUAUUGGCCACUUCUGCUGGAGGUGUCAAUUGUUUUAUGCUGGAUCCGGCUAUUGGAGAAUUCAUUUUGGUGGACAGGGAUGUGAAAAUCAAGAAGAAGGGGAAUAUCUACAGUCUCAAUGAAGGCUAUGCUAAAUACUUUGAUCCUGCAGUCACAGAAUAUCUCAAAAAGAAGAAAUUCCCUGAGGAUGGCAGUUCACCAUAUGGUGGGAGGUACAUUGGAUCUAUGGUGGCUGAUGUGCAUCGCACACUGGUGUAUGGAGGAAUCUUUCUGUAUCCCGCUAACUCCAAAAGUCCCAAAGGGAAGCUGAGACUGCUCUAUGAAUGCAAUCCUAUGGCUUUUGUUAUUGAGAAGGCUGGGGGAAUAGCAACAACUGGGCACCAAGCAAUACUAGAUAUCGUGCCUGAAGACAUCCACCAAAGAGUGCCUGUUAUCUUGGGAUCUCCUGAUGAUGUGAACGAGUACCUUGAGAUAGUCAAGAAGCAUUCCGCUAAGUAAAGCAUGCCUGCUGAAGU
Messenger RNA from Dryobates pubescens (Downy woodpecker), 1071 nucleotides. Its product is annotated as fructose-1,6-bisphosphatase 1. Gene Ontology annotation, biological process: fructose 1,6-bisphosphate metabolic process; fructose 6-phosphate metabolic process; fructose metabolic process. The record is from RefSeq and is a predicted model, not a curated record. The coding region runs from base 35 to 1054 and encodes 339 amino acids. Gene Ontology annotation, cellular component: cytosol; cytoplasm. The transcript has 7 exons. Lineage: Eukaryota; Metazoa; Chordata; Aves; Piciformes; Picidae. Gene Ontology annotation, molecular function: fructose 1,6-bisphosphate 1-phosphatase activity.